GACUUCCUCGUUUGUUUCAAUCUCUUCUCAUCGAACAUUUAUCUGCUCAAAUAUUUAUAAAGCCUCUCCAUCUGCUUCAGUCUUACUCUGCUCGGCUGUUUAUCAAAAAUACUUACUUUCACUUUACCCGCCUAGAAAACAUUCUUACACUUACUCUGUUUCAAUCUUUAUAAAGCCUCUGCAUCUGCUUCAGUCCUACUCUGUUCGGCUGUUUAUCAAGAAUACUUUCACUUUAGCUGCCUAAUCUUCCACAUCCUUAUUUAUCUUAUCAUGCGUUCCUACGUACUUUGCUUUAGCUUUGGAGUUUUGAGUAUUUUGGGUCUACAUCAAAUCGACGCAAGGACUCACAGUGGCUUGAAAGCUAGAACUGAUUCAUACGCCUCCAGCUCACCAUCAGCCCCAACUUGUGAUACAAAACAUCCUAAAUCACAAAUCUUUAAUUUCAUGAAGACUUGUACUGAUAAAUUAUCAACUCAAGCUUGUUCUGUUCGAGAACUUUGUGAAACAGUCACUUCUGAAAAUGCUCAAGAUGUUUCAGUUCAACUUUCAGGAGAACUUAAUACUACGUUAAACCUUUUACAAUCACAGUUGAAUAAUAUUCAAAAAUGUGGUAUGGAUCCUUCUCCUCAAACAGUUGAUUCAGGUGUAGGAAUUACGGAUUUGGCUUGGUCUGCUUUUCAAAUUGUUUUGAACCUCAAAUCAAUUUAUCAAGUCGUCUUGAAAUUAGGUGGUCAAUUUAAAGUCAUCAAUGACUCUUGUGAAUGUAUUCUUAUUAAGAUUUCAGCUAUCUUAGCUAAUUUGAUUGGUGCUUGCUCUGAACAAUUGAAUUUAUUUGAAACUGGUUUCUUUGCAUUAGUUACACCUGAAUUGAAAACUUUUACUGAUAUUGGUGCUAAUUUCAUUAGUUUCUCUGGUACUUUUAUUUAGAAAGUUUUCAUUUUCAUUUUCUUAAUUUUUCGACUUCCUCUCUGAGAUGUAUCUAUCCAUGUUAACAUCUCUGCCAAGAUUUACUGUCAUUUUCUUGUAUUUGACGUUGAUUCUUUUUGUUAGUUUUUUAUUUAUCUGGUUUAUUUAACCGAACCAAGAACAUUUUAUAUAACACAAAGAUACCAUUACAUAUGUUCCAACUUCCUGAGACCCAGACUAAGGCAGAUCACAGGUUAGGAAACCUAUGUUUAAUUAACUUCAUUGUCAUUUCUCGCUACUUCACUUGUCUCAAGUACGUUGAUUGCAUCCUCAAGGUUAUGCCUUUAGCAUAUUUCAUUUAUAUUAUUAUUUAUAAUCUUUUCGAAAGCCAGGAUAGUGUCUAUGUGUCCAAAGUCUGAGAAUAGAUCCGUGUCCCUCUUUCUCCUCUGUAUCUAUCUCAUGCCAACGUGUGUGUAGGUUAUGUUUUGCAAACACAUCUCAGCAGCAAGGUAUGUGGUACCUGCGCUGCCCAAGUCAAGGAAAUCCAGUCAACGCAAAAAAGGGCGCCUACACUUGAUAAUGGGUACAUAUAUUUUAU
Molecule: messenger RNA, 1504 nt
Organism: Melampsora larici-populina 98AG31
Lineage: Eukaryota; Fungi; Basidiomycota; Pucciniomycetes; Pucciniales; Melampsoraceae
Exons: 5
Coding region: 271-927 (218 amino acids)
Source: RefSeq, a predicted model, not a curated record